Molecule: messenger RNA, 351 nt
Organism: Didymodactylos carnosus
Lineage: Eukaryota; Metazoa; Rotifera; Eurotatoria; Philodinida; Philodinidae
Source: the annotation of a GenBank genome assembly
AUGAAUCCUUCAAUAUUUGAUUUUAAUGUCGCCGACGAAGUCCAAGCUGGAUAUGCAAAAAUUAAAGAAAGUAGUGCAUAUCAGAGAUUGUACAAAAAAGAACGUAAACAAGAAUCAUUCAACGUAGACAAAUUUACGUUAUCAAAUCAAUCUGGCUGUUCUGAUAAUGUAAAACCCAAAAAAACAAGUGUAUUAGAGGAAACAAUUGAAGAUCGUGUAUCGCAAUCAAAACAUAAUAAUUUAAAUUUAACUAUGAUAAACGAGAAUAAUAAUUAUGAAGAACAGAAUAAUUUGAAUCAACAUGAGCAUCAACAAGAAGGAAUAACACCUUUUGUAUGCAUACAGAAAUAG